Molecule: messenger RNA, 1416 nt
Organism: Scomber japonicus (chub mackerel)
Lineage: Eukaryota; Metazoa; Chordata; Actinopteri; Scombriformes; Scombridae
Gene: atoh1b
Product: atonal bHLH transcription factor 1b
Exons: 1
Coding region: 632-1342 (236 amino acids)
Molecular function (GO): protein dimerization activity
Source: RefSeq, a predicted model, not a curated record
UGAAGCGGUGGAGAUCCGUGAAUGGGAAUGACAACAUAUCUGACAAUUUGAACAUUUAUAACUAUAUUAACCAUUAAAAACUGCUCCUAAAAUAAUAGAUUCUGAAUAACAAAUAAAUAAACUUGGGGGAAAUUGUCAAAAAAAAAAAUCUCUUUAAAUCCAAGCUCAGCAGUAGCUCAAUCUGCAAAUGAACAGUUUUGUCAUGCGCAUUUGUUUCUUUAUUUUAUGGGAAACUUUAAACUUAUAGAAAAGUCACCCUGCUAUUCUUAACAGGUUCAUCUCGAAGCUUUUCAAAAAUACAAGCCACGCUCUUAAAUGAUUAAUACUUUCGGCUACCCUCUGUGUGAAGAUAAUAAUAAGGUCGUGAUUGAGUUACAAUACACAAUGGAAGAAAAAAGUCGAGCUUUGUCUAAUUGUUCUUUGACAGGGUCAGAGGGGUUGUGCGAUUGGCUGCUGCCUCCUGAGGCUGCGGGGCUGUCAGAGCUGUUGCAGGGUUGGGAGUGACACCAAGGUGACUCAGGGGGGAGGUUGUAUAAAAUGCUGGCUCGAUGCAAACCACUUCAGAGACGAGGGCAUCAGCUAGAGUCUUCUGCGUGACCUUUCCCUCCUGUGCACUAUCCCACAGCCCUCAAUGAUGACUGCAAAAGCAGAGCUCUCAAGCUGGGCAGAGUACCCGGAGGACUUCACACUGCUGCAGCAGCGCAAUCUGGCCCACAUCAACUCCAAAAGUUGGAUUUCUUCUAACUCACUCCGUGCGCUCUCUAGGAGGGACGCGCACGGCUCUGCAGACCCGGGCCUCUCACUGGAGCAACUUGUGCCAACAAAUAAACUGCCUGACGCUGCAGACAUCACAGAAACAGACUCUGACAUGGUAUCAGAGGGAGGCAAGACGGGCCACUUUGGCCCUCAGAGAUACAGGCGCGUUGCAGCCAACGCCAGGGAGAGGAGAAGGAUGCACGGCCUGAACAAAGCGUUCGACGAGCUGAGAAGCGUCAUCCCGUCUCUGGAAAACGAGAAAAAACUGUCUAAAUAUGACACCCUCCAAAUGGCACAGAUAUACAUCACGGAGUUGUCUGAGCUCCUGACCGGCGUGGUUCACCCGGAGUGCAGGAGCCCCCGUCCAAGCGAGACUUCCAGGAGGAGUCUGAUUCACUCCCUGCAGGAUCCGAACCCACUAACAGGAGAGCAGCGGGACCCUACAGCCGCUGUCGGCCACCUUAUUAUACUUGGACAUAAAUCUGACCUGAUGACAGGAAAUAAAACCACAAGCUCUUCUCACAGCAGUGAUGGAGAAUCUUCUCAUCUCAGUGACAUGGAGGAAAGUCAGAGUGGAAGACAGUAACUGAGAACAAAUAGACACAAUUAACUGUCAGUUUCUGUCAAAGGAAGUACACCAAGAGAGCCAAAUAUUACAGC